CUUCUUUCUCAUGGUCACACACAAGCCCUCGCUAUGAACAGUAUUGCAGCUGCCCUCCUUGUGUGGAUUCUGACUUCUCCCAGCGGCAGUGGCCAUGGCAGAGGGGAAGGCUGGCCCAUACAUAUGGCCUGCAGCAGUGGAGGCUUGGAAGUAUUCUACCAGAGUUGCGAUCCCUUACAGGACUUUGGCCUUUCCAUUGACCAGUGUUCCAAACAGAUCCAACCAUAUAUCAACAUAAGAUUUGGCAUCAUUCUGAGAGAGGACAUCAGAAAGCUGUUUCUGGACAUAGCUCUCGUCGCAAAAGGCUCUUCUAUUCUGAAUUUCUCCUACCCCCUCUGUGAGGAGGACCAGCCCAAGUUCUCAUUCUGUGGAAGAAGAAAAGGAGAGCAGAUAUACUAUGCCGGCCCUGUCAAUAACCUUGGAUUUGAAGUUCCACUGGGAAAAUACCAUGUCUUGCUGGAACUGUACAAUGAAAACCGCGCUACUGUGGCUUGUGCUAAUGCUACCAUCAUGUGCUCCUGACCAUGGCCCGCCAGAAAAUGCACAGUCAACUCAGCCUCAGGGAACCUCAAGGUCCCCAGGCUCACCUCGCUGUAUGAAGACCCCUGAUGCCAAAGAAAUGCUCUACAAAGAAAUUCCUCAUGGGUUCCUCUGCCAAUCUCAUCCCGAGGACAGACGUUCCCAGACCAAACAGACGUAAUAAAACCUCUGAAACCAUC
This is a messenger RNA of Psammomys obesus (fat sand rat), 719 nucleotides long. RefSeq names its product lymphocyte antigen 86 (gene Ly86). Gene Ontology annotation, biological process: innate immune response; positive regulation of lipopolysaccharide-mediated signaling pathway. The transcript is spliced from 5 exons. NCBI's taxonomy places the organism in Eukaryota, Metazoa, Chordata, Mammalia, Rodentia, Muridae. Bases 34 to 522 code for a protein of 162 amino acids. The record is from RefSeq and is a predicted model, not a curated record.